CACGGGUGGCGCGCCGUGGCGGGGAGGUAUGAGGCGGGAAGGUGGCUGUGAGCGCCGUGGCAGCUAAGUGCAGUGAGGGCACUGCGAGCGCUGUGCCUGUCAGGAACCGCUCUCCUGAGUCUUGGAGAAGGUUGGCUGGAGUGUUUUGUAUCUCUUCAGCAUUGUGACCAUUUCUGCAGUUUCCAGUAAUCAAGUAUCAAACUGAGCUCAGGCUGGGCAAGGCACUCUACAAAAAAAGUAUUGAAAUCGUAGAAUCGUAAAAUGGUUUAGGUCAGAAGAGACCUCAAAGAUUGUUGAUUUCCCACCCCUUUCUAUGCACAGGGCUGCCACUCCCCAGCUGAGGCUGCUUAGGUCCCCAUCCAACCCAGCUUUGAAUGCCUCCAGUCAUGGGGCACCCACAGACCUUUGGGCAGCGCUGCCUACUGAGUAAAGAAUUGUUUCCUAACAUCUAACCUUAAUCUUCCUUUAUACUAGUGUUGUAUAGCUAAUACCUUUAUCGAGGCUCUGCUUCACAUCUCAGGUUGGCUGCUGGCCCUUAUGCAGCAUCCUACGUUUCUUUUUGUGGCUUUUAACUGCUCUACUCCUGAUGAAAAUAUGUGCUCCAUAUGGAGCAUAAUUCUAUAAUAUCCAUACUCCAUAUGGAGUAUAAUUUCUAUUGCUUUCCUUCAUCAUUCUUGACCAAACAUCAAUGUAGUCCUCUACUGGAGGCUGUAAAAAAAAAAAUGACAGAGGUGUCUGAAUCGGAAAUGUCCUUCAGAACAUCCUUCAGGACCAAUUGGCUGCUAUACUGUCUUUGUUCCAAUGCUGUCAGCUAUGAUGUGAGAACCUCAGAUUGGAGAGGAACCUGAAUCACAGAAUAUAUGAUCUUAGAUAUCUUAGGCAAUCUUGUCCUAUAUAAGAGUUUAUAAGUUUAUCAAGGAAAUCUUAAGGUCCUUGUAGAUCAAACUACGUCUCACAAGCACCUUAACACUUUUGUUCUUUAUAUAAUCCUUUUCACUAUUGAACUACGUGCUAUAUAUAUCACUAUUGAGCUACAUGCAGAGCAAAAUUCUUUGAAGUGACACCUCAGAAACAGAGUUUGGUAUCUCUGCAUUAGCAGCACCUUUGCAACUCUUAGCUGUGAGGCCAGCAUGCACUGUGAGAGCACUGACUUGUUAAAUGAACUUUGUUAAAAGUGAAUCAAGUAGUCCAGGUUCAGGUACUAGGACAGGACAGUUAUAGAGGUCAGAAAUGCAAACUAAAUGGGUUAGAACAGUGGAAAGUGUGUUCUUGUUUACCAUCAGCUCAUCAGACAACUGCCUUUCAACAUAAUUAUCUAUCAUCAACGAGUUCUGUGUAGGCACUGCAGCUAUAGGUGUUUCCAGCACAGAUUAGUUGCCCUCUGGCAGCUACAUUCCAAGGCUUUCCAGUGGCAGUAGAGAGCAGAUACCUGCUUUUAUGUCCUUUAGCAAACUUCUGUCUGUAUCAUUUGAUGGAUACUUUAAACAUUCCAGGCAGUAUCUCCCUCCUGCUAACCAUAUAAAUGUUGUAUUCCUUUUCCCUUGAGUGAUUUUCCAUAUGGAAUAUCAUUGUAUAGGAAGGGUUAAAAGCAUGAAGCUAUUGAGUCAUUUUGAUUUGAUAUUGCAGAGUGAGCUGUGGAAAGCAUACCUAUUGCUGCUGAGUAACUGGAAGAAACAGAGCAAGGAAGAAACUGAAAAGUCUAAUCCUAGUUCUGCGCUAACAGCAAAGAGAUUGUGAAACUAAAUGCUCUUUCUGGAGUCCAGCUUUAGGAGUGAAAAAAAUUCUUCUGUGGGCAGCAACUGAGAAGUUUGUGCAGGGCCGAGACAAGGACAUUGACAGCAUUCUUUCUCAUGGAUAUUCUAAAGGUUGAUCAAUUUAAGAUACUGUGUUUUAUGGCUGUGUUAAAUCUGUACGAGACAAUAAGAGUGACUUUUUUUUUUGUUAUUGUUGGGUUUUGUUGUUUUUUUUUUUUAAUCAAAAGCUUUGAUUCUCAGUCAGGCUUCAGUGGUUACCUUUAAUAUAAGUUUUAUUUAAACUCUUUUGCAGGCUUCAUGAGGGAGAACUCUAAUGUUUGCAUUCCGGGCAGUAAUGUACUUCAUUAGGCUCAGAAGUCCCAUGAAGAGCAGUAUUUUAUGAGCUGCUGGGUAGAUACUGGAUUUGUAGCUGUUCGAAGUCUGGCCUCAUCAGUAUUAAUUCCAACAAAGAAGUAAGACUAUCAAAGGUUUGGAGGUCCCAGAGACAAAGGUGAGAAGAUGCGAAAGAUGUGGUAUUCUUUCCUGCCAUGUUUGCUGUUUUUACAACUUGAAGCUAAUCCUGGUCUUAAAGUGAGAAUUACUCAGAAAGGGCUGGACUACGGUAUAAGACAGUCUGAGAGAAAUGUGAUGACCAAGUAUUUCCAAGGUUAUCCACACUGUAUGUGAAGUGAAGGAAGUAUAACAGUUUCAAAAAAUGGGCAGGAAGAUUGGGAUAGAACUACUGAAGCAAAGAGUAUUGCAAGAGACCUUCCCAAGUUGGAGUGGGCAGGAGAGUUUCUCAAUUGUGAAGGUGAAUUAUACAAUCUCAAGGUUCAAAGUUGAUGCUGUAGAUAUACCAGAAACUUCUGCUUCCUUUAUUCCUGACACUGGUGUUAGUCUAUCAGUGGCACAUGCUUCUGCUACAAUCAGUGCAGACUGGAGACUGAAAGCAUGGCUACUUAGCAAAGACCAAGGAGGAUUUACCCUGUCCAUCUCAGAACUGUUCAUUGCAGUUGUCUUCAAAGUAUCACGGGACAACACAGGCCACUUGUCUGUGUUGCUGCACAGUUGCCAGUUGAGCAUUGGUAGUGUAAAAGUCACGUUAAAUGAAGGAUCCAGCUGGAUCUAUAGCUUCCUAUCUGGUUAUCUUGAGAAGGCCAUUCAUUCCAAACUGAAUGAAAAUAUAUGUCUAAAUAUCAAAUACAAAAUACAAGUGAUGGAUGCACAGCUUAGAAAGCAGAAGGUCUUAAGCCAAAUAGAUGCCUUUGCACAAAUAGACUAUUCUCUAGUUAGUUCUCCAGCAGUCUUCAAAUCACACAUUAACUUGGAUUUGAAGGGCACAGUCUAUCCAGUAGGAAAUCACACAGACCCUCCCUUUGUGCCUGCUCCGUUUGGUCUCCCAAACAAAGGUGAUUCCAUGUUCUACUUCGGAGUCUCCAAUUAUUUUCUUAAGUCUGCUACACUGGCUUACUACAGAGCAGGGGUCUUUAAUAUCACCAUCUCCAAAGACCUUUCUACUGCUUUUAACCUAACUACUGCCACACUGAAAAAUUUUCUUCCUGAGAUUGCUCUGCAUUGCCUAACUGCAUGCCCAGUGCUUCUGAAGCUGAUGGCUACAUCACCACCUGUUGUCAGUUUGCAGUCAGACACAUGCAGACUAUGGAUCACUGGGUCUGUAGAGGUGUUUGCUGUUCUGCCAAAUUCAACCAUCCAGUACAUCUUUACAGGGAAUCUAACAACAAGUACCAGAAGCAAUUUGGCAGUAAUCAAACAGAAGCUGGUCAUCUCAUUAUUUCUGAAGAGGCUUCAGUUCUCCCUGCUGCACUCUGCUGUUGGCUUCUCUAAGGUCUCACUGGUGGAGAAUUUUCUGUCUUACACUUUACGGAGGGUAGUAAUCCCAGUAAUCAAUGAUAAAUUAGGAAAAGGAUUUCCUCUUCCUAACUUGGCCUACACCAGCCUGGUUGGACCUGUAAUAAAAAUGAAUCAGGGUCAUCUUGUGAUUUUCACUGAUGUUCACUACAAACAUGAGCAAGAGGAAGAUGAGGAUCUUCACUGACACCCCUAAUGCCCCUUUUCUUUCAAACAAUAAUAGAGAAAAAAAGAGGUCUUCCUUCUGCUGGCUUGUAUGGAGUAGAUGCUAUAAUAUUAGAAACAUGGAUCUUGGUCACUAUUUUUGCUGUUUCUUCCCUUUUCAUGAACCAAAUCUGUUGGUUUUUAGUAUAGUGGGUAUAGAUGACUUUUAUAUUAUUUUAUGAUGCAUUAGAAAACUUGUUGCAGUAUGAUGGGAAGGAGUGGAUGGGUCUUCUUGUGUUAGGAACACCAAGUUUUAUUAAUUUCAGGAACCAGUUAUUGCAUUAUUCAACUUAUCUCCAUCAGUGUUAGCAACACUGUAUGUGUAGAGUGAGAUCUUAGUUUUUGUAAUAUUUUCACAGUUUCAUAGUUUCAUAGUUUCAUGCGGGUUG
Molecule: messenger RNA, 4195 nt
Organism: Coturnix japonica (Japanese quail)
Lineage: Eukaryota; Metazoa; Chordata; Aves; Galliformes; Phasianidae
Source: RefSeq, a predicted model, not a curated record